Molecule: messenger RNA, 306 nt
Organism: Racocetra persica
Lineage: Eukaryota; Fungi; Glomeromycota; Glomeromycetes; Diversisporales; Gigasporaceae
Source: the annotation of a GenBank genome assembly
UCGCUAGACAAGGACUCCCCGGAUGUCCUUCAGAAACAGAUUUACAGUGUAACUUCGUUCAAGAGACCCAAGCGGAUGUUUCUCUCCCUCCAUGUGAUAGUUUGGCUAUUUGUUAUUAUGAUACAAUACAUGACAAGGCUUUCUGUAAACACGUUGAUGAUCAGUGCGUUCUUGGCGAAUCCAUCCGUCUUAAAUCAUUUUGUACAAUUCCUAACGAUGGAAGUCGAUGUGGAUUUACCUGCAGUGACUGCUUUUGGGCCCCCGACAAAUCUUGGACCUGUCAUGACUGUAUUAAUGGGAUAAAAA